Molecule: messenger RNA, 867 nt
Organism: Saccharomyces eubayanus
Lineage: Eukaryota; Fungi; Ascomycota; Saccharomycetes; Saccharomycetales; Saccharomycetaceae
Gene: REX4
Product: putative 3'-5' exonuclease
Exons: 1
Coding region: 1-867 (288 amino acids)
Biological process (GO): rRNA processing; ribosomal large subunit assembly
Cellular component (GO): nucleus
Molecular function (GO): 3'-5' exonuclease activity; nucleic acid binding
Source: RefSeq, a predicted model, not a curated record
AUGGCACUUUCAUCGAACUGGCAAGCAUUGUUAGCCUCAAAAGGCGGCCCUGCUUCUGGUAAAAAGACGAAGCAGUCGAACAGGAAGAUCACAGAUAAUAGUAAAAGUAGCAAGAUAGUAAAGGUUAGCAUCACCCAAGAUGUUCGCCCGAAACGUAAAAAUUCCAGCAAAAUUAUGGAUAUGGUUUAUAACAUGAACAAGGAAAUCAGCAAGCAUGAAAAGGAAAAGCUCGAGGGGAAAUUAUUUGAAUUCAACCCUUCCAAGGAAAAGACAGAUGACAGUGUUGAAGAAAUAGUACAAGUUGGUGUCUCAGAAAGCACUCGUGCUGGUAACAACAAGAGUAAGGCAAUUGGGAAGUACGUUGCGAUGGAUUGUGAAUUUGUAGGGGUAGGGCCCGAAGGUGAAGAAUCUGCUUUGGCCAGAAUAUCAAUCGUAAAUUAUUUCGGACAUGUUGUUCUCGAUGAGUUUGUUAAACCAAGAGAGAAGGUUGUGGAAUGGAGAACUUGGGUUAGCGGUAUUAAGCCAGAACAUAUGAAAAAUGCGAUAACUUUUAAAGAUGCUCAAAAGAGGACUGCGGAUAUUUUGGAAGGUAGGAUCCUAGUAGGACACGCUUUGAAGCAUGAUCUUGAAGCUUUGAUGCUAUCCCAUCCAAAAGCAAUGCUUAGAGACACUUCAAGACACCUCCCAUUCAGACAAGUCUAUGCUAAGGGCAAGACCCCAAGCCUGAAAAAAUUAACCAAGGAAGUUUUGAAAAUCGUCAUUCAAGAAGGGGAGCACUCUUCUGUUGAGGAUGCAAGGGCCACCAUGCUAUUAUAUAAAAAGGAAAAAAAAGAAUUUGAAAAGAUUCAUAGAAACGCUUUCAAUUAA